Messenger RNA from Talaromyces atroroseus, 2766 nucleotides. RefSeq lists its product as hypothetical. Lineage: Eukaryota; Fungi; Ascomycota; Eurotiomycetes; Eurotiales; Trichocomaceae. The record is from RefSeq and is a predicted model, not a curated record. The coding region runs from base 1 to 2766 and encodes 921 amino acids. The transcript is spliced from 2 exons. Gene Ontology annotation, molecular function: protein binding.
AUGACAGAUACCUCCUUGCUCGCAACGACGCAUUCGACCGGGGACUCGUAUCCGGUCACUGCUCCUAUCCACUCCCCGGUGCUGAAUGGCGCCAUCUCAGAUUCUGUCCCUCUGGAAGACGAAGAGCCCUACACUAUCAAAUGCAUCUGUGCCUUUGAAGACGAUGACGGGAAUACUGUCUUUUGCGAGAAGUGCGAGACAUGGCAGCACAUCGAGUGCUAUUACCAUGGCCAGGAGGUGCCAGACGAACAUUUCUGUACCGACUGUGCACCCUCACCACUGUAUUUGGACGGAAAACGAGCCACUGAACGACAGCGGCGACUACGGGAGCAAAGUGAUGGCGGUGACCGGAAAGCUAAACGCUCAGGAAGCAAGACACAGAAGAAGAAGCUACAACAGCACAAAGAUCAGGAGUCGGUGAAUGGACACCGACAUCGCAGCGAUUCCAGCUCGAGGGAUCAGGCGCCUGUCAUGAAAAAGUCAAAAUCUUCUCACAAACCAUCCGCCUCGGUCAGUUCGGUGUCCGGCCCAAAACUACAGCCGGAGUCCCGGAAACGAUCUGGGUCCGUCGCUACCAUGAGUCCGACGAAAUCCUCCACUUUACCGCAGAUUCCCCUUUACUCACACGAAUUUCUCCAUUUGUACGAUAAUGAUCAAGGGUAUGUGAACAUGAAGAGCAAUUUGGUGGUCAAUAUCCACCUUUUAGGUGACAUGGGAUCUUGGGUUAAGGAUCCUUCGGCGCUCUUACGAACCGGCACUGGUCGCUCACCCCAAGAAAUCUUUAACUACGCGGAUGUCUUGGACUCGUCCAGGUGGCCAGAACUAUCGCUGGAUACUCUCGUUGAUAGAGAUCUUGAGAUCGAGGGUGUUCAUCCCACCUGGAAAGUCUUGAAAACCCAAACUGCCGUCCAGAAGGAUCAAAUCGUCGGGGAGGUCAAGGGUAAAAUCGGCCAGCUUCGUGAUUAUUGUCAUGAUCCAAGUAAUCGAUGGCCGGAGCUGAGACACCCCCAGCCGUUUGUGUUCUUUCACCCUCAGCUUCCUAUUUACAUUGAUUCCCGCGAAGAGGGCUCCAUUCUUCGAUACGUGCGUCGUUCAUGUCGCCCCAAUGUGACUAUGAAGACUUUCAUCACGAACGAGGUUGAGUACCACUUUUGCUAUGUUGCAAAUCAAGAUAUUCCCGCAGGAUCUGAAGUCACAGCGAUGUGGUAUUACGAUCGUCAAUUGUCUGGCUUCAACAAUUUUGGGAAGCAGGAAUCAGGGGAUAGCGAUCAAGAAGAGGCUAGAGCGAUCACCAUGAGUAACAUCCUGGCCCAUUUCGGUGGCUGUGCCUGCAUACCACCUCAAAACUGCCUGUUGGCUGCUGUGGAUCGCCGCCGUCACCCAAGCUCGAAAUUAUUGAAUGGAAAGCGAAAGAAAUCCAAAUCCAAGUCCGUCGUAUCUCCAAACAGUGUCGGCCGCUCCAAUACUAGUCGGGCCGGUAGUGAAGCAGCUAUCGAGGAUGAUAAUGCUGAUAAUCGGUCGACCUCUGGCUCUGUGCGUGGACAGACGCGCAGUCGCGAUUUGACCCCGACACAUCCGCCACCCGAGUGGGCUUUGCAAGAUACGGAACUGUCGCAGCGCGACAGGCGGAAGAUAGCAGCUGUGGAAAAGAAGUUCGAGCAGCUUGAACAUGACCAACAUGGAGUAACCCGAAAGAAAAAGCGAAGCAGUGGAACGUCUUCUCAUCCAAAUCAAGUUACUUCUUUACCUAAAAACUCAAGCUCUACUGGCAAAUAUUUGAAAUUAGAUACAGCAACCAGCCGUUUAUCUGAUGAAUCAUCCUUGUCUCCAUAUCGUGGAUCGCGCCCCUCUCCAAGGAAAUCUUCCGACCCUAUUAACGCUGCCACACGUUCUCCUCUCUCACGGCCCUCCUAUGUCGAUGGGUCACAACAAACACGUUCUCCAAAAAUUGGCUUUUCUCCUCUAGGUCGACGACUUUUGAAACGUUGUCAUGAAGACAGCUCAAAAGCUCAAUGGCCCGCAAAGCGCCAGGAGAUGCCUCCGGGUAUAACAACAACGGAUGCUAAUGCUUCCCCAUCUCCUGCAAUGUCCGCACAGCCUUGGUCCUCGAGUAUGCGCCCUUCUUCCUCGCAUAGUGAAGACGUAGAUAUGAAGGAUGUUGGAGAUGAUACAAAGCCGACAAAGCCUCUCCCGUAUCCAGACGUCGUUAUGAGCAAACCACCCUUACCUUCGACGGCCGCUCAUAACACGCUUAUUCCUGGCAUGUCGCUCAACAAUCAUCGGGCAAGGGGCUUUCAUGUCCAAAUGCCUCACAACAACUUUGCCGUUCCUACAUCAAGUACGCCAGGAGCUGGAACGUCUGGUUCACUCCAGUCACCUUCAGAUUCUCUAUCACAGCCUGUUCAGACACCCGGUGGUAGUAUAACGGCACCCAGUCCGGUAAAGAAGAAAAUGAGUUUGGGUGAUUACCUGGGUCGCCGGGGAACGAUGGCAACGCCGACUACAGAGAAAAGCCAAUCUCAAGCCAACGCAAAUCUCGCUCCGCCCAGCAAGCCAAUGCCCUUUCACCACCAAUCCAGUACUCCUCCGUUGUCGACGGAUGGUGAAUCUCAAGUGGUGACGGCGACGGAGCCGAUAAAAACUGAAGUCUCACCGGCCGACAAGGAUGCUCCGAUGAAGGAUGUCUCUAGUAAACCACCUAUAUCUCCUCCUUACCUUUCUACCCUCGGAAUGCAGGACGACAACAAACUCUCCCCGACGACGUGA